Knipowitschia caucasica is the source of this 1428-nucleotide messenger RNA. NCBI's taxonomy places the organism in Eukaryota, Metazoa, Chordata, Actinopteri, Gobiiformes, Gobiidae. The record is from the annotation of a GenBank genome assembly.
AUGCGCCUCAAAUCUCAUGUGCUCUUUCACAGAGGAUAUAGGGACCACAGAACUCUCUGCCACAAGGCCCAAGAUUACCCACGUGCCUCGUGGUCCCGCCGUGUCCCUGGUCAGUGGACACUGGCUGUACCUGGGACGUUUGACUUUGCUGGCACUAUUGUCAUGGCGUCUAACAGCAUCUUUGACUCCUUCUCCAACUACAGCAGCAGUCUUCUCAGAGAGCCGCCCACCACCAGACGGUUCACGCCGCCCUCCACGUCCUUUCCCUGCAGUAAGAUUGGAGACGCAAACGGGACCAUGGCCGCCCCAGGAUCACUGAGGUCGAGACAAGACACGAGAAAUGUGGUGGACGUCCUCGCAGACCACGCCGGGGAACUGGUGCGGACUGACAGCCCCAACUUCCUCUGCUCAGUCCUACCGUCUCACUGGAGGUGCAACAAAACUCUCCCCGUGGCGUUCAAGGUGGUGGCUCUCGGGGACGUGCCCGAUGGGACGCUGGUCACCGUGAUGGCUGGAAACGAUGAAAACUACUCUGCCGAGCUGAGGAACGCCUCCGCCGUGAUGAAGAACCAAGUGGCCCGCUUCAAUGAUCUAAGAUUUGUAGGCAGGAGCGGCAGAGGAAAGAGCUUUACCCUGACCAUCACUGUGUUUACUGGGCCACCGCAAGUCGCCACGUACCACCGCGCCAUUAAGGUCACCGUGGACGGACCUCGUGAGCCGCGCAGACACCGAGUCAAAAUGGAGGAUCCUCAAAAGAUGCAAUUCUCAGACAGGCUGUCUGAGAUUGAGCGUUAUCAGCGAUCUAUGAGGAUAGGCUCAGUGAACAAUAACCGGUCCAUCCAUCAAAGCCACCUCGGCCCCCCACAAGCCACUCUCUGGCAAGAACAAAUGGAUACUCCAGCUCUCAAGACGUGUAAGGUAGAAGAGGAUCUGAGACCGUGGCCAGGUACUACGGAUAUCUUUCAACAGAGGACCACCUUCCCAUCGUUGUCACCACUGACUGACCCGCGCUUUUCAGAUCCACGUAUGCACUACCCAGGGGCCUUUCCCUACUCCACAAACACAUCAAGUACGGGUAUCGGUGGCCUAAGCAUGCCAGCCUCUUCUCGCUACCACACCUAUCUGCCACCGCCGUACUCAAAUAAUCAGACCCAAAACUUCCAGUCCAACUCGUACCUUUACUACGGUACUGGCUCUGGCUCCUAUCAGUUCUCCAUGGUGGCACCAGGAAAUACUGGGGGUGAACGGUCUCCCACUCGUCUGCUGUCCUGCUCAGGGGCCGUGGGCACUGGAGGGGGCAACAGCCUGAUGAACCCAGGACUGACCAGUCAAAGUGAAGGAGUAGAGGCAGACGGCAGCCAUAGCAACUCCCCCACAGCCAUGAGCGCAUCAGGGCGCCUCGACGAGUCUGUCUGGAGGCCUUACUGA